Lepus europaeus (European hare) is the source of this 2584-nucleotide messenger RNA. RefSeq names its product piggyBac transposable element derived 2 (gene PGBD2). The record is from RefSeq and is a predicted model, not a curated record. Bases 478 to 2256 code for a protein of 592 amino acids. Gene Ontology annotation, molecular function: sequence-specific DNA binding. The transcript is spliced from 3 exons. NCBI's taxonomy places the organism in Eukaryota, Metazoa, Chordata, Mammalia, Lagomorpha, Leporidae.
GAUGAAGUUAGGUGUAGAGUUAAGUUGUGGUAUUUCCUUCAGGAAGGACUCCCCUGUAUAUCUUUUAUUUUUGCAUUUUCAUAAUUGUUAACAAGUUUAGGAUUUCGUUGUAACAGAGCAGCCGCACGUGACUGUUUACCACAGAGCUGACGACGCUCGUCUAGAAUGGGAAGCUCACUGUCACAUGUUGGACGCGGUGGCGUCACUGCUUCCUGUCCUUGCAGGGAGCUCCACGGGCUGCGCUGAUCUGGAACAGGGGUCAUCAUCCAGUGGCGAUUUUGUCCCACGGGGCAUCUGGCGAUGUCUGGGAAAGCGUUUGGAAUUGGCAGUUAGGCGGCAGUGUUGUGGCGGCCAUUCCGUGGUGCCCAGGACCGGACACGGCCACGGCCACGGCCGACGCCCCAGCGGUGCCGACUGCGAGAAGUGUGCCCAGAUGCGUGGACUCUGGGCAGGGCAGCCUCGUCUUCCUGGUUCACCAUGGCCUCAGCCUCGAGAGGUGUCACUUCUAGGAGCGGGGCCCGCCCCAGGGCGAGGGCUGCAAAGCUGCUGGAGGUGCUGAGCGCCCUGGAGGAGGAGGAGUCUGGCCCCGACAGGGAGGAGAUUUUCAUCGCCCCGCCUGACAAUGCCUCGGGAGACUUCACGGACGAGGACUCAGGGGACGAGGACGGCCGGCCAGGGGCUCAGCUGCCGGGCAGCGUGCUGCACGCCUCUGUGGUGUCUGACCACUCUGGCAGCAGUGAGGAGGAUGGAGCCCUGGAGCUGCAGCCGGCCGGCGAGAGGCAGAAGGCGGGGGCGGAGCCGCAGCGCGUGUGGACCAAGAGAGACAUCCGGCCGGACUUCGGCAGCUGGCCGGCCUCGGAUCCUCACAUGGAGGACCUCAAAAGCCAGGAGCUGAGUCCCGUGGGCCUCUUUGAGUUGUUCUUUGACGAAGGAACCAUUAACUUCAUUGUCGACGAAACCAAUCGUUACGCCUGGCAGAAGAACGUGAACCUGGGCGUCACGGCCCAGGAGCUGAAGUGUGUUUUGGGCAUCUUGAUUCUGAGCGGCUACGUCUCCUAUCCGAGGAGAAGGAUGUUUUGGGAAACCUCUCCCGACUCGCAUCACCAUCUCGUGGCUGACGCCAUCAGAAGGGACAGGUUCGAGCUGGUCUUCUCCUACCUGCACUUUGCAGAUAACAGCGAGCUGGACGAGAGCGAUAGGUUUGCCAAGGUCAGGCCCCUCAUCGUCCGCAUGAACGGCAACUUCCAGAAGCAUGCGCCCCUGGAGGAGUUCUACAGCUUCGGCGAGUCCAUGUGCGAGUACUUCAGGCACCGCGGGUCCAAGCGGCUGCGCUCCGGGAAGCCCGUGCGCCUCGGCUACAAGAUCUGGUGCGGCACGACCAGCCGGGGCUACCUGGUGUGGUUCGAGCCCUCGCAGGGCACGCUGUUCACGAAGCCGGACAGGGGCCUGGACCUCGGCGGCAGCAUGGUCAUCAAGUUUGUGGACGCGCUGCAGGAGCGCGGCUUUCUGCCCUACCACAUAUUUUUUGAUAAGGUCUUUACAAGUGUCAAACUGAUGUCCAUUUUGAGGAGAAAGGGAGUGAAGGCCACAGGAACCGUGCGUGAGUACAGGACUGAGCAGUGCCCCCUCAAAGACCCCAAGGAACUGAAGAAAAUGAAGCGGGGUUCAUUCGAUUACAAAGUCGACGAGAGCGAGGAGAUCAUCGUGUGCCGCUGGCACGACAGCCGCGUGGUCAACAUUUGCUCCAACGCCGUGGGCAUAGAGCCAGUGAGGCUGACCAGCCGGCACGCGGGGGCGGCCAAGACGCGGACGCAGGUGCACCAGCCGUCGCUGGUGAAGCUGUACCAGGAGAAGGUGGGAGGCGUCGGCCGGAUGGACCAGAACAUCGCCAAGUACAAGGUGAAGAUCCGCGGCAUGAAGUGGUACUCGAGCUUCAUCGGCUACGUCAUCGAUGCUGCCCUCAACAACGCGUGGCAGCUGCACAGGAUCUGCUGCCAGGACGCCCAGGUGGACCUCCUGGCCUUCCGGAGAUACGUGGCCUGCGUGUACCUGGAGAGCAACGCAGACACGUCCUCGCAGGGCAGGCGCAGCAGGCGGCUGGAGACGGAGAGCCGCUUCGAUAUGAUUGGGCACUGGAUCAUCCACCAGGACAAGAGGACCCGGUGCGCCCUCUGCCACUCCCAGACCAACACCCGGUGUGAGAAAUGCCAGAAGGGUGUCCAUGCCAAGUGCUUCCGGGAGUACCACAUUCGGUGACGCCUUGGCCUGCUUGCUUGACUUUGUGGUCGUGGCGAGAUACUUGCAGCAUUUCUGUGCACCACUUGCAGCACUUCUGACCCAGUUGUGUCGAGAAAAGACCCGAAUCCCUGCUGGCUGGGUUUUGUAUUUCCUCCUACCCUGUAAACAGUGCUGUUUUACUGUGUUCUAUCAUGAUGAUGCAUGAUGUCAUUAAUAUUUACAUUAGUGCUCUUAAGUGUUAGCAAAUCUGUGUUUUGUACUGCUAUUUAUUUAAACUUAUUCAAGUAAAAGUCUUGCUUUGGGAUGUAUUUGAGUUCCCAGUGAAGAUUAUCAAAGAAAAACUUGC